CCGGGAGUAUAACUAUCUAAAAGACAGCUAAACAUUAGCAAAUGAUUUGAUAACUUAACCCCUAUAGUAGUUGACGACCUGUGCGAUUCCAGAGAGGACUGGUACUUCUAAAUGGUGAACGAUCUCGGACUGUUGAGCUAAAUUGAACAGAGAUAGAGAUGACUAAUGAUAAUGUAAACGCAAUGGACUCUACUGGUUUGCGAAAUGGCCAAGAAAAAACACACGUUGUUGACCCUGUCAUGUACAAAGAACAGACCAUACUGACAGUAGAGCUGCUCAUGAUUAUCGUUAUGAUCGUCUUCUUCAUGUGCCUCAUCCCAGUCAUCAUCAGAUGCCGCAACAGAUGCUGCAGCGGUAACCGUUGCUGUAGGUGCGUCCAAAGUUGUGACCCAACGUAUGACGAGGCACAUGAUGGAGAUAUGUCAAAGAAUACCAAAUACAUUGAAGAACAUCAGAAUUAUGGAUAUGAAUUGGGCGAAGUAGUGAACAAUGAACCUCAUCCUAAUGAGCCUGCAACUCCACCAAACAAAAGUAAACCUGGCGCGUCGUUUGGUUUGUGUGACAUGUAGAUGACAUUUAUUGCCAGUCGUUCUGGAUAUGUGGAGAUUUUUGACGAUCUUAACAGUGGAUCAUGAUAUAAAUGAAACCAAAGACACCGAGAACGGAAAGAUAUGACCAUGAAAGCCUUUGACAAAACCAGAAGUACUCUUUUAUGUCAGGCUUGGCACAAACCUUGACAAUUUACAUCACCCUGUGAUCCACACUCCCUUUAUUGUCUAAGCAAGGCUGGUCACCAAGAGGAACCAUGCCUUUUAUCAGAGUUCCUUUCUAUACAGGUUGAAAAACAGAAAUAUGAGAUAGUUUCAGAAUGGAUGGAAACAUGCAAUUAGGAGCACCUAGAAGGUAGCGAAUCGAAGAAACAUUUCCAAACUUUACAUCGGGCAUUUAAUACUUUUUAUCUAAAGUGAUUAUAAACGUGAUGUCGAUAAGCGAUUUAACAUGUUCAGGGUGAGCCAAAAAAGGUAAC
Messenger RNA from Owenia fusiformis, 1027 nucleotides. Lineage: Eukaryota; Metazoa; Annelida; Polychaeta; Sabellida; Oweniidae. The record is from the annotation of a GenBank genome assembly.